AUGAAUUUAACGUAUCUUGAGAGUUCAGAAGAUGUACAAUACUGUUUUCAACUUGUUAACACAUCCUGUCCCAAAGUCACUAGGCCAAUAGCAAUGAAAGCAACACUGUACAUUUUUAUUAGCUUUUCAAUAUUAAUUUCCAUAUUUGGGAAUCUGGUGGUGAUCACUUCAGUUUUACAUUUUAAGCAACUACAGACACCCACUAAUUAUCUCGUAUUAUCUUUAGCAUUUGUUGAUUUUCUGGUAGGUUUUAUUGUAUUGCCUUCUAGUAUGAUUAGGUCUGUAGAAACGUGCUGGUAUUUUGGAAAUGUGUUUUGUAAAAUUCAUUCAAUUCUUGAUAUUGUGUUAACCAUAGUUUCAAUUUAUAAUAUAUGUUUUAUUGCUGUUGAUCGAUAUUAUGCUCUUUGUGACCCCUUGCUCUAUUCCUUAAAAAUAACUCUGCCUGUGACAAUUGUCACUCUUACUUUAAUAUGGCUAUUUGCUAUCUUUUAUGGGUUUAGUGUGUUUUUGUCAGACUUCAGUAAAAAGGCACUAGAUAAUUAUAUACCUACUAUGACUUUUUUAGAUGAUGUAAUUACAUGGUUUGGAUUCUUUAAUUCUACUUUGAACCCAAUGCUUACACCUUAUUUAUAUCCAUGGUAUCGCAAGGUGCUCAAACUUAUAUUUUCUUGUGAGAUAUUUAGCUCUGAUUCAGCUACAAUAGAUUUCUUUUCAGAAUAA
Molecule: messenger RNA, 720 nt
Organism: Pristis pectinata (smalltooth sawfish)
Lineage: Eukaryota; Metazoa; Chordata; Chondrichthyes; Rhinopristiformes; Pristidae
Product: trace amine-associated receptor 3-like
Exons: 2
Coding region: 1-720 (239 amino acids)
Biological process (GO): G protein-coupled receptor signaling pathway
Cellular component (GO): membrane
Molecular function (GO): trace-amine receptor activity
Source: RefSeq, a predicted model, not a curated record